UGCUGUGUCGUGACUCAGAUGAUAGGUUAGUUUGUGGAUGUUUUAUGUAUGGAAAUGUGCGAUUUUAGCCCAUUUUAUGUGAAUAUAAGAAAAUCGCUUUUGAUAAUGUUUAUCUCGAGAACUGUUAUGUAUGUAUUUGAGAUAAGACUGAAAUUUCGAAGGAUGAAUAUCAAUCAAUAGAAAGGAGUGUUAAAAGGGAAUCAUGCAAUAAUGUCAGAAAUAAAAGGAGACGAAAAAGCGGCAAAAUUAGGAGACAGAUACGAAAUAUGGAUGUUAACCCAUUUCGCAAUCCGCUAUGUUCAGGAACAUGAAGAAAAUGAAGACUUUGAAAUAACGUUCAAUGCUAAAGAUCAUGGGAACUUAGACGACAUUGUCAUCAGGGAAAAGGAUAUGUUAACAUUAAUACAAUUGAAGCACAAGCAUGAUAAGUCUAGUAACAUUAAAAUCGAAUACGGCAAAUAUAAAAAUACAUAUAAUAAUAUUAUUUUGCCAAAAUAUAAAGAACAAAUUGAACAAGGACUUGGAAUUACAAUUAUUGCGUAUACAAACGCUAUAGUCUCUUGUCCCAAUUUUUUAAAGAAAAUUCCUUCAACAAAUUCAAGAUUAAACAAGUUCAGUUCUGGUAAAGGAGAAAUAUUUCAAUUAGAAUGUAACCAAACAGCAAAUGAAACUUCAAACUUUUUCGAAAAUUUGUACAUUUUCUCAGAGCAAGAAUCAGUUUCUGAUGAUGGUACAAAUAUGUUAUUAGAUAAUUUUAAAGGAAAACUAUACAAGGAACAAAUUCUAACAAUUUUCGACUAUUUCGAUCGAUCUGUGAUAGAACGAACUGAACCAUUUACCAAACAUGAAAUUAUCUCGAUUCUUAAUGAAUGUAUUUUAAAACCUGCCAUGAUAAUUAGUAAUAGCACCUACAAAUUCUUAUUAAACGAUUCGAUAAUUAAUUUAUUUGAAAAUGUAUGGAAAAAUAAUAACUUAUUAAUCAUUAACAAAAACUACGAACAAUUAUUUAUCAGUUUAAUCAAUAGUUGCAGAAUGAUUAAUCCGAAAUGUAACUAUAAAGAAUUAAUUCCGCAAAGUCACCUUGAUAUUCUAUUUAAUGAUACUGAUAUUAAACAAUAUUUAUUAAGAAAGAAACCACCUUUAACAUAUGAAGAUCUUUUGAUUGUACUUUGGCAAACCAAAAAUAGUCCAAUUAUGGUAGAUUAUAGAGAAUUCAAAGAGCAAAUUGACUACUCAAUAAAUAAUUCCAUGAAUCGAAAUGACGAAGGUCCCCUUAUCAUUGUGGUCGAUAAAUAUCCGGAAGAUUUACCAAAAAACGCUGUGAUAUUCAACAAUCUAUGUUUAUUUGAAAAUAUAAAUGUAGAAAUACAAAAACAAUUUUUGGAGAAGACCAAAAUGAAAAUGGGAAAUGACGAACGCACAUUAAAAUAUGUAAUUGGGGAAGAAGAGACAGCAAUUAAAAAAAUUACACCAAAAAUAUUAUUAUCCCUAUUAAAUAAUUCAUUAAAAAUUAAUAAUUCAACAGAAGAAGCUGCUCUGUAUUUGCCACGCAAAUUAAAUGUGAAUUUACUAACGAAAUCGUUAUUUGGGACACAUAAUUUUUUAUUUGUGAUACACGAUGAUGAUACCAAAAUGGAUCUCGAGAUGUUUCUUACCGAUCAAACUAAUUAUUCAGAUGUUGUGGUUGUUAAUUCAAAAUGGUCAACAAGGGAGACUAAAGAAAAAGCUAAUUCUAUUGAGAGAAACUUUUGUUGUUUGCGAAAAAUUGAAGACAAUUAUGCAAUUUACGCACAUAAAGGGCCAAUACAACAUUUCGAAAGAUAUUUAAAGGAAACUAAGUUGAAUGAAGAUGAGGUACUGAAAAAUAUAGAUCUGGUAAAUGUAAUUUCAGCGGAUGCUGGAAUGGGAAAGACAUAUUUAAUAGGACAGUUUGAAUGGAAACUAUUCGAAAUAGGAAAGUUACCCAUUUAUUUUAAUUUGUCAUUAACUUAUAAAGAAAUAAACAGACUUAAAAGAAAUAGAAAGACUUUUAUAAACUAUUUGGCAAAUAAGUUAGCAAGUAAUAAUAAGAAUGAAGAGUCAAAAAUUUUUUUUGAAACAGUAUUAGAACAUCACAUAAAGGAAAAAAAUGUUGUGUUGCUUUUAGAUGGAUUCGAUGAAGCGAAUUUAGAUUACAAAAUCAUUGAUUAUUUUUUAUCGUUGAAUUUAGAAGUCGUUAUAGCGACACGAACUCAUAAAUUACCGGCACUUCUUCAAAAUUGUGAAUGUUUGAAUUUUUCUUUAUUGAGUUUUACCCAAGAAGAUCAAAGGGAAUUCUUCAAACUCUCUUAUACAAGUGAAGAAGAUGAAAAAAUAUUAGAAAUGAUUGAAGUAUUGAAAAAUAAUAUUCAAGAAUCAUUGAUGGGCAUCCCAUUGCAAAUUAAACAUGUUGUUGAUAUUUUCCCCAAUAUAAAUGAUUUUCUUGAAGUCAAAGAUGAAAUCAACAUUUUGUUCCUUUACGAAACAUUUUUAACAAACCAUUUAAAUCAAUCUAGUGAGGGAAAUAAAUUACUUAUACAAAAACUUGCUUGCACUUUUCUAUUGGACUCCAAUUUAUUAAAAUAUUUGCCUACAAUUGACGAAGAUGAAUUAAAUGACACAAUAUUAGAUCUACAAAAUAACAAUAAAAAAAAUUUUAUUGUAACGGGUUUUGAUAAUAAUAUACCCAUAUUUGUACACAGAACAUAUGCUGAAUUCCUUUGUGCUAAAUAUUUAGCGCAAAGAAGAAAAUUGUCACCUGAAAUUUUCGAAGAAUUAUUAAAACAGGAAGAUUUAUUAAAAGUGAAAUAUUUUUUUGAUGUUAUUCUUUGUAGAAAUUUGAAGCUACCCUUUGCGUUAUUAAUGAAAAAUUCCAAAAAAAUAGAGAGUUGUUUGAAUAAUCAGGAAUAUUUGCAGGAACAAGAUAAAUUUGGACGAACUGCUCUUCAUAUUGUAUCGUCAUACGGACAUUAUCAUACACAAAUAUAUAAAAAGGAUUUACAAGAUAACGCAUUAACUUUACAUGUCAACAGAUAUUAUACAGAAUUUACUAUUUGUGAAAAAAUUCUACAUCAAUUAUUAAAUACAAUACAAACCAAUAACAUUCAGUACUCAAUAGACAGUUGGAAAAACAGUCCUUCCGAUUACGCUUCAAAAUCUCGUUCAUUUGAUUUUCUUGAACAACUAAUUUUAUAUUGGCCUGGGUGUUUCUCUUGUGAAGAUGAAAAAUCAGCAACUGAACUGAUGUUCAUUGAUGCGGUUUGUGAUUAUCCCAACAUAUUUAAUAUUUUAUAUAAUUGUAAAAAUUUUAAAAAAUUAAUAACUAACAAUCAUGAUUUUGAAAAUUUAGUUGCACAACAUCUUAAGUUAGAUGUUGGGAAUGUUAAAAAAUAUUCUUACGUAAAUACCUGCGCCCGAAAUGGAAGUGUAAAUAUGGUAAAAACAUUGUUGAAGAAAGAUUUAUUCAAAAUCAACGAACGAUACAAUUCUGGAGAAUCUAAAUUGACCGUUUUAGAAACUGCAGUUAUGAAAUGGAACGCAUUCGACAAAAACAAAAAAAAAUAUUUGUUAUUAAUUUCAAUGUUAAUUAGACAUAAUGCAAUAGAUAUUUCUCAGAAGGAACAUGAAGAAAAUAUUCUACACAAGUUAGCACAUAAAAUCGGACAUGAUACCAAUAAUAUAGUCAUAUCAGAUAUACCAAAAUUCCUUGACUCCCAUGAUCAAAGUUAUAUUAAUUCUAAGGAUAGUAACGGUAAAACUCCUUUAAUAAUAUCAAUUCAAGAUGCACAUUCAAGAGCUUCCACUGAAUUUAUUUCACUUCUACUGCAAUUCCAGGCAAAUCCAAAAUUUUUAGAUUGGAAUCAAAGAAAUAUUUGGCACUAUUUGAGUUUAAAUUGUAAUUUACAUGAUGAUGAUAAAUUAAAUGUAGCUACAGUUUUAACGGUUUGUUUUGGUGAUGAGCAAAAUGGAAUUGACGACGAAGAUAAAGAAGGAGUGACGCCAUUAAUGAUAGCUAUUCAAAAUUCAAGGAACGGUUCUUUAAUUAAAUAUAUGAUUGCGCAAGGUGCAAAUAUUUAUAAGAGAAAUAAGAAACGAGAAAAUAUUUGGCAAUAUAUAGGUUUUAACAAAAAAUUAAAUGAUAUGGGUAUAAAAUGUGUUGCCUCAAUGUUAUUAUCGUAUUUUAAUGGAGAUGAACAAAAUGGAAUUGAUGAAGAAAGUGACAAUGGAAGGAGGCCAUUAACAAACGCUAUUGUACAUGCUACAAAUGAUUCAAUAUAUUUGAUUAAAUUUUUAAUUGUACAUGGAGCUGAUGUUCACAAAAGAAACAAAAAAGGAUCAAAUAUGUGGCAUUAUUUAGGAUUUAAUCGUAAUUUGAAAGACCACGGCAUGAAAGCCCUCCUCCCAAUGUUAAUGUCUUAUUUUAAAGAAGAUCAACUAAAUGAAUUGGACAUUGAAAAUCAUAAUGGAAAAACUCCGUUGAUUAUUGCUGUAGAAGAAGCAAAAAAUGAUUCAAUAUAUUUAAUUCAAUUCUUUAUCGAAUGUGGCGUAAAUAUUUACAAGAAAUACAAAAAUGGAUUAUGUAUUUGGCAUUAUUUAUCGUUGAAUAAUUAUUUAAGCGCUAGCUUUAAAAUCAAAGUUGCUUCAAUGCUAUUGUCUUAUUUUGAUAUUCAUGAACAAACUGGUAUUGAUGAAGAAUGUGACAAAGGACACACGCCGUUAAUGUUUGCCAUUAAGACAGCUAGAAAUGAUUCGGCAAAUUUCAUUAAAUAUUACAUCGAACACGGAGCAAAUAUUUAUCAUAGAGAUAAAAUGGGAAGUAAUAUUUGGCAUUGUUUUGGCUUAAAUAGCAAUUUAAAUGAUCAAGGUUUAAAAAAUAUUACAUCAGUGUUAAUGUCUUAUUUUGGUGAUAAUCAUCAAAGUAAAAUAGAUGAGGAAAAUGAAAAUGGGAAAACACCAUUAUUGAAUGCUAUUUCAAAAGUCACCAAUAAUAAUUUGGUACAUCUAUUGAAAUAUUUAAUUGGACAAGGAGCAAAUAUACACAAGAAAACGAAAAUUGGUCAGAAUAUUUGGCAUUAUUUGGCCCUUAAUAAUUAUAUAAAUAAUGAAUGUAUAAAAAUCGUAGUGUCUGUGUUAAUGUCAAACAUUGGUGAUAACGAACCGAAUGGAAUUGGUGAUGAAAAUUUUCAGGGAGUAACACCAUUGAUGAUUGCUGUUCGUAACGCCAGAAAUGAUUCAGUAUAUUUAAUUCAAUAUUUCCUAGAACAUGGAGCAAAUAUUUAUAAGAAAAAUUAUCAAAGAGAAAAUAUUUGGCAUUAUUUAAUGAAGAAUUACAAUGAUAUAACAAAUGUGGAUUCUUUGUUCAACUUACUUUUUGGUAAAAAUGAACAAACUGGAAUUAAUGAUGAAGAUGAAAAUGGAGUCACACCAUUAAUAUCUGCAAUUGUAAAAGCUAAACAUUCAGUAUAUAAAAUAAAAUAUUUAAUUGAACGAGGGGCAGACAUUUACAAGAAAAAUUCAAUUGGAAGGAACAUAUGGCAUUAUUUAAGCACAAAUCAUAGAGAAAGUGAAGAAUGUAAAAUAAAAAUCGCCGAAAUAUUAAUAUCUUAUUCUAAUGAUAAUCAAGCUAAUGGAAUUGAUGAAGAAGAUGAAAACGGAGAAACACCUUUAAUGGUUGCCAUUCAUAAUGUCAGAAAUAGAAAUGUUCACUUGUUUCAAUACUUAAUUGAACAUGGAGCAAACAUUCACAAGAAGAAUAAAAUAGGAAGAAAUUGUUGGCACUAUUUUGCAUCCAAUACUAGUUUAAACGAGAAAACUUUAAAAAUCGUUAUCCCAAUAUUAAUGUCAUAUUUUCAUGAUGAACAAAAUGGAAUUAAUGAACAGGAUAACGAUGGAAAAACACCAUUAAUGUUAAUUGUUGAAAUGUCUAGAAAUAAUUCAUUAUAUUUAUUUCAAUAUUUAAUUAAACAUGGGGCAAAUAUUCAUAAAAAGGAUACAGAUGGACGAACUGUUCGGGAUUAUUUAAAUUCUAAUAAACAUCUGAAUAAUAAGAAUAGAAAAUAUAUUGAGAAUAUUUUAAAUGAGGAAUGUCACCAUACAAAGUAAUGCGUUUAUAGUUUUACACGUCAUCAUUAUAAAAUUAAUUUCUAAUAUUUGUACCGGGUCUAGGGCAAGGAAAAGGAUGACAAACUGAAUGAAGCAAAAUUUGUUCAUUUUAUUUAGGGUGAGUAGAUUUUGUUGUAUCGAAAAGAUUAUAUAUCAUACUCUCCAUAAAAUACAUACAUGUACUAUAUGUAUAUAUUUUAGUACGUACAUUUCGUACAUUUGGUCCCCGUAAUUAUAAAUGAUAUAAAAAUGUAUACUUCUUGUAAUUUAAAGUUUCCUAUCAUGAUUUAUCCUAAACGUUUAAAAUCUCUAAAAUACAUUAUUUUGUCAUAUAUUUUUGUUGUUUUAGUAUUUAUUAUUUGUAGUUAUACUUUGUAAUUAAAGUUUCGGUGAAAAAAAAAUUUAAAUCAUGGUGGAGUAAACGUUAUGGUUUAGGGCAGUGUUUCUUAACCUUUUUUGGCCCGCGGACCAGUAAAAUUAAAAAAAAAAAAAUUCGCGGACCAGUGAUAACAAAAUUUUACUAGGUAUUAAAGAACUACAACAUAAGUUAAUUGUAACAUUUUUAGUAUCAUUUAGUUACAAUAAUAUUUAAAUAUAAAUGUGGAUAGAACAAAUUGUCCAAAAUUGGUUAAAAGAUAAUCAUGUUGAAGUUCCAUUAGAUAUAAGCCAUCAAAUUUAGAAGAAUUGUGGUUAUUGUUCAAGCAAGAGCACGCAACAAAAUUUUUAAGUUAUAUAUAAAUUGUGUAAUAAAUAUAUAUUUUUAAAUGCAUGCUAUUUCUGUGACCAACUACACUGCGCAUUUAUGCACAUAUUUUAUUUAAUUUAAUUUAAUUUGAAAUUAUUUUAAUUUAUGUACAAACUGAAUAAUUGUAGACAUAAUAUAGUGUAAUUAUUUUAAAUAAAAUAUAAAAUAUGUUAAUUACAUUUA
Messenger RNA from Aethina tumida (small hive beetle), 7048 nucleotides. RefSeq lists its product as uncharacterized. NCBI's taxonomy places the organism in Eukaryota, Metazoa, Arthropoda, Insecta, Coleoptera, Nitidulidae. The record is from RefSeq and is a predicted model, not a curated record. The coding region runs from base 211 to 6120 and encodes 1969 amino acids. The transcript is spliced from 3 exons. Gene Ontology annotation, molecular function: protein binding.